Chelonia mydas (Green sea turtle) is the source of this 6604-nucleotide messenger RNA. It is a transcript of the gene SUGCT, whose product is annotated as succinyl-CoA:glutarate-CoA transferase. Lineage: Eukaryota; Metazoa; Chordata; Testudines; Cheloniidae. Bases 182 to 1543 code for a protein of 453 amino acids. The record is from RefSeq and is a predicted model, not a curated record. Gene Ontology annotation, molecular function: catalytic activity. The transcript is spliced from 15 exons.
CACACACGGAGGUGGGGAGGGGCCGAGUCAAAUUGGACAGUGACGCUCCUCCUCCAGUCCUCUUCCUCGAGUGCCUGCGGCUCUGACAGCGGUCGCAGUGAGUCUGUCCUGCACCUCAAUACCUAGCCCACCGUGCCUUCGAGGCGUCUGAUUGUCCCGGCUCGGGCUGGCAGCCGCAGCAAUGUUGAGCGCUGUGCUGGGAAGGGGGAGUUGCUCCUGUGUCAGGCGCAGGAGGAGUCUGUGCCCCACACUCCCUAGCAGCAGUGGCUGCUCUGCCUCUCCCCUCUGCCCCAGCCCUCUGAGAAUCCUCUCCUCACCUAGCAGCAGCAGAGGGGUGCAGGGAAGCUCUCUCCAGCCAGGUGCUAAUAAUGUGAAGCCGCUCGAAGGUGUGAAAAUUCUUGAUCUAACAAGGGUACUUGCAGGACCCUUUGCAACAAUGAAUUUAGGAGACCUAGGAGCAGAAGUUAUUAAAGUGGAAAGACCAGGAGUUGGUGAUGACACAAGAACCUGGGGGCCACCUUUUGUUGGAACAGAAAGCGUUUAUUUUCUCAGUGUAAAUCGAAAUAAAAAGAGUAUAGCUGUCAAUAUGAAAAAUCCAAAAGGAGCAAAGAUAAUCAGAGAGCUUGCAGCUGUGUCUGAUGUUUUUGUGGAAAAUUAUGUCCCUGGGAAACUGGCUGAAAUGGGCCUGGGGUAUGAAGACAUUAACAAGAUUGCUUCUCACAUUGUGUACUGUUCAAUAACAGGUUAUGGUCAGACUGGUCCAGCGUUUCAGCGAGCAGGUUAUGACUCUGUUGCAGCGGCUGUUUCUGGUCUUAUGCAUAUCACAGGGCCGGAGGAUGGUGGUCCAAUUAGGCCAGGAGUAGCCAUGACAGACCUUGCUACAGGGCUGUACACGUAUGGAGCAAUCAUGGCCGGCCUGCUUCAAAGAUAUAAAACUGGGAAGGGACUUCACAUUGACUGCAAUCUAUUGUCAUCUCAGGUUGCAUGUCUUACCCAUAUAGCAGCUAAUUACCUUAAUUGCAAAAUGGAAGCAAAGCGGUGGGGUACUGCUCACGGCAGUAUUGUUCCUUAUCAGGCUUUCAAAACUAAGGAUGGCUACCUGGUGGUGGGAGCUGGGAAUGAUCAGCAAUUUGUCACCGUGUGCAAGAUCCUGAAUUUGCUUGAAAUUAGUAAAGAUUCCAGAUAUAAAACUAACAAACUCCGAGUGCAGAACAGGAAAGAGCUUAUUGAAAUAUUAUCAGCCCGGUUUUCAGAAAAAAUGACCACCAAAUGGCUUGAACUCUUUGAAGGUAGUGGUGUUCCAUAUGGUCCAAUCAACAGUAUGCAGCAAGUAUUCUCGGAUCCUCAGGGCUUGCAUGUUGUUUUUUGCUCGGCGGAUAGUAAUAGGCAAUUUUUGCUGAAAGCUGAGUGUCAAGACAGGAAUCAAGUUGCAGUAAUCGAGCUCAGGCUACAAGGUACGGCACAAUGGACUUAUCAUGGAAAUGGAUCAUCCAACAGUAGGGAAGAUAGCUGUCCCAGGUUGAUUGUUUUUACCUGGUCUUAAUUAACAUCUUCAUUCAGCACUCGGAUACCACAGCCGUAGAUGCCAUAUAUGCAUCUAGUGAGAUGGAUGGAUACACAGAGAUCUGGAAGAGGAGUUAAAUAUGUUUAAGAAAAUGAAUGAUCAUUCUGAAUGGAGAGCACUACAGACCCUUUGAGGACAGAAAAAUAAUGGAAGAGAGAGGUUAGCUAUAAGGGAAAACCCAAAUCUCACUGGAUGGUACUGGGGCAGCCAAAUUAAACUAGUGAACAAAGUUGAGGAAGCCUUGGAAUCUGAUUUAAUCCUAAACUCUUCUGGUGAAGAACAUCAAUUCAUUUGCCACCAAAGCAGCAUUUUCUCUUGCUUUGUGUGGGCCACUGGGCAAUGUAUUUUUAAUGGCUACAUCGGGUAUAAUAUACACCAACCCCUAUUUGUUUUUAUAGCAUGAACUAUUGUCCAAAUCUGUCCAAUUAUGGUAUAUUUCAUAUAUGACUUUGAAAGCCCAAAUAACAACUUUCCUAACAUCUGCAUUAUCCAAGAUACAGUGUUGGCCUGUAAAAACUUGCCUUUUAUCACUAUUUUUUUAAAAUAGUUAAACAACAACAACAAAAACCUAAACCGGACAGACAGAAAUGUAUACAGUCCACUUUAUUAACCUUUUAAGGUAGAAACACUCAUGAGCAUAUCUGUUGGAUGAGCUUGGCAGGUCAGCUGUCCAAGCCUGACACCAUUGGUUUGAAAUUGGAGUUUUCGGUCUCCUAGAUGAGCUGCCUGUCAAGGUUGAUGAGCCCUACUUUCCCAACAAGAUUUAUUUUAAGGUGGUCUUUAUUUGCCUUGAACAUCUUUGUUAUAGGGCCUAAGUGGCAUGGUCAAAAUCUGGAAAGGUCAGUAGGGAUUCAUGCCAGGAAGGAUCACAAUUGUUGCCAUAUUUGUGCUACAAAUUCUCAUAGAGACAUUCACAGAAAAGAGUUGGCAAUUGGAUGUGGUCUUUGUGGAUCUGGAGAAGGUGUGCAAUUGUGUACCAGGAGAAUUAGUUGGGUGGAGUUUGCAACGGAGAAGCAUGCCAGAAGGAUAUGUAUGAUGAAGUGAAUACUGUAGUCAAACUAAAUGGGGCUACAGUAGAGAAUUUCCGGUAGACGCUGGCCUGCAACAGGUUCAACACUGAGCCCCAUUGUGUUUGCAGAUAUCAUGGAUGUGAUAAGUGAGAGUAUAUGAGGAGGGGCACCUUGAAACAUGCUGUUUGCUGAUGUAAUGCUAUAUGUUUGAAACUUUGAACAGUGGCAACUUAGUUUUGAGUGGGCUGGAGUUAGAGUGAAGGGAAACAGUCCUAUAUCAUGCAUUCUGGCACAGUCUUCUUUCAGUGUCUUGAGAUCAUUUAUAUGCGUUUGAAGGAUUGAUCCAGACUCAUUGCAGUAUUCCUUUUUGGUGCAGACUCAGCCUCUGUGGGCUAACCAAGUCACCUUACCUAUGGUUAAUCUUUUCCAUAAAACAGGACAAAAGCUCCUCCCACUUGAAUCUGGGGCUAUGUUCAGAGCAUCUACAAUGAUUAGCCAACCUUCUAUGUAGAACUAUCCCUUUUUCCUGUAUUUCUUCUCUUGUCAUUGUGGAUUACUAAUAUAUUGUGUGAAAAGAAGAGAAGAAUAUUUUUGUUCAUAAUCAGCCUGUUCCUACUGUCCAAUUCAUUCAUUGGUGUCAUAGUCUAGGACUGGUUACAUCACAGGUGCUUCCAUGAUACCAAAUUGUUAUAUCACAGUUACGGAAAAAUAAUGGACAUCUGGUUAAGGGACAGGAUGGGGAGUCAGGAAAUCUGGAUUGUCUUCUUUUUUGUGCCACAGACGACUUUGGGUCAAAAUAAUAACAUACUUAACGGGGGUGUUGUUGUGAGUCUUAAUUUAUUAACAUUUGAAAAACACUUUGCUGUCUUCAGAAGGAAGGUGAUACUGAAGUGUCAAGUGCUUUUUUGACUUAUUUAUUUUGCCCAGGAAAACAAGGCAGGAUGAUUAUAAAGGAAGAAAACUGCGAUGGGAUUUCCUUGUAUUGAAUCAACUUGCCAGAAACCUCAGACUGUUGUUAACUAUGCCGUCUUCUUUUCAAUCUUUUAGCGUUGGGAAAGGGGGGAAGGUUCAGUAGGACUAGAUACAUGGCAGAGACUGUUCAUUGAAAAGUGUUGUCCUGCAUUGAGGGAUUUUGCAGGAAAUUAAAGAAAUCUGGGCUACAAUACAUUGUUUCCUGCAGCCAGGAGAUCUCGCGCUACAGGAACAACAACAAAAUAAAACAUCCCAGCAAUUCUCUACAAGAACCCCUGCCUGAACUUCUGAUCCUGUCUGCUUUUCAUCACACAUUCUUGGUGUGCUUUUGUGUGUGCGCGUGUGCAUAGCUAAUGUUGAUUGAAAAAUUUUAAUUUCACUUCACUAUUUAUGGCACAUUGGAGACAAACAGCUUCACUAGCAUUACCGUUACCUCAUUCACCUUUUUUAGUCAUCGGCACGGACUGUUUAUGUCUUUUACAUUUGCAGAGCUGAUUUCAAUUUUGAGGAAUUCAGUACCAUUGCAGGAACUCCGCAGAAAUGAUGUAUGUCAUCUCACUUGGCUAUCCACAAAAUACGUUAAAAAAAAUCUUAAAAAUAUAUAUAAACAGUAGAUUGGUACUGAUUGCAAAACCAGAAAUGAGGAAGUGGGGAAGGUAAGGAAUAUGUUCUGAGUUUGGGGAUUAUUCAGAAAAGUAAAGGACUUUUUUUAAAAAAAUUUAAUUUGGAAUGUGAUGGCAUUUCUUUUAAAGUGAAGAAUAAAUAGCAAACCUCCUUACUCCUCCAGCAUGUUUUCUUAGCAUUUUAUAAAGUGAUCUCACACACACACACACACACACACACACACACAUACCUCUACCCCUACCCCUACCCCUAAUGGUAGAAUGGCCUGUGCACCUUAAUCAAUGCUUCCCCACUUACUAGGGAAGAAGAAGUAAGCUGCCUCUUACCUAGGGUGACCAGAUGUCCCGAUUUUUAUAGGGACAGUCCUGAUUUUGUGGGCUUUUUCUUAUAUAGGUACCUAUUACCUCCCACCGCAUGUUCUGAUUUUUUAAACUUGCUAUCUGGUCACUCUACUCUUACCCAUUGCUGUGACUUCCAUCCUCGGGGGCCAUCACACCUUUCCCUGAAUCCAGAUUGGCUGUGCAUGCAUCCUACGCAUCACUAUGGCAUGGACUGGAACUAGGAAUUUUGUGUUCCGCAGACAGCAGUUCUGUCAGCUGAGCCAGUAGUGAGUCUGCCCUUGUGUUAAGCUUGUCUCAGCUGGAAGUUGCUCUUUGCAGACCUUAGAGUUUUUACUGAAGUCUCUCUUUAGGUUAUAUGCAUAUGUGGCAGUCAAAGCAGUUAUUUUGUAGCACGUUUCUUUCUGCUUUUGAAGUCAAAAUGACAGACGGAUAUUUUCUUAAAACAAAAGAGAGCACUCCCACCUACUCUGUAUGAUACAGUACUGAGUAAAAUAAAACCUGUGAAUGAGUGUAACUCUGCAUAUUAUUUAGUCAGUGGUUUUAUUUCUAAGGAUGAAAAGAUUUUCUUUAUUUUUUUCUCCAUCUUCAGUGAGUUACUAUCUGACUUUCUUUGUUUUACACUAGAAACUUUUCCAAUGAUACAAAUAAACAAAAAUAUCACUUUUCUGCACUCAGUCAUACAUCUGAAUCAAACAAAAGAAACGGAAUUAUUUAGGCAACCAUUUUGUCUAAAGUGUUAUCCUCUCACCAGAGGUAACAUUUAUUGCAGCUGUCAUAUGUGUCUCUGGAAUUCAGUUUUAUUUAGGAACAAAAACCACUAUUUUUGUUGUUUUGCACAAAAUAGUCCCUCACCUCUGCCUGUUCAAAUAACUCAGAAAGCAUUUUCCUAUCCCCUUCCUCUGUGACCAAGCACAGCCAGGUGCUCACACAGCACAGGGUGUGUGAUUGUAAAGAUAUAUAUGUGUGCCUCGGGUGCAUUGUAAAACAGCCAAAUUACUUCAGCGCCCAUAAAUUGCAAGUAUAUCUUUAUGAUCUUUAAUAAUUAUUGGAUAAGAAAAGGAAUCCACUGUCAAUUCAAAAGUUUAGUUUAAUUAAAUGUCAGAAUAUGUUUUAAACAUUUAGACAAUUUUCCUUAAUCCCUAGAACACUGGGAUGACUGUACGAGUCCCCUUGCAUGCUCCCACCACAUGUCUUCCUAACAAACAAGCCCUUCCCCCAUUUUCAAAAGGAGCUUUCCACAGCCCUAUCCCAGGAGUGGAGUGAAUGGCUGGAUUUAAAUUGUUAAAAGUGAGCAUAUUUUCAUAGAUGUUAAGUCCAGAAGUGACGAUAAGAUCAUCUAGUCUGUCCUCUUGUAUAGAAUUUCAUCCAGUUACCCGCUGCACUGGGCCCAAUAACUUGUGUUUGACUAACACAUAGCUUACAAUAAGGCAUCCGCUCUUGAUUUGAAGACAUACAGAGAUGGGGAAUCCACUACUUCCCUGGGUAGUUUGGCCCAAUGGUUAAUCCCUCUCACUGUUAAAUAUGGCUACAUCUACACAGCAGAAAACAAAACCCUACAGCAGUCAGUCUGAGAGCCUGGAUCAAUUGACUUGGGCUUGUGGGGUGUGUGUAGACAUUUGGACUUGGGCUAGAGCCUGAGCUCUGAGACCCAGUGAGAGGGGAGGGCCUUUGAGCCUGGGUUCCAGCCCAAACUUGAACUUCUACACGUAUUUUUGGCCCCAUAGUGCAAGCCAAAGUCAGUUGAAUCAGGCUCUGAGACUCACUGGCAUGUUUGGUUGUUGGUUUUUUGGUUUUUUUUUGCUUUGUAGACAUACCCCAAGUGUGCCUUAUUUCUAAUUUGAAUUUGUUUUGCUUUAACUUUCAGCAAUUGGGAUUUGUAUGCUUUUCACCUCUGGAUUAAAGAGUUCUUUAGUAUGCAGUGUUUUCUCCCCAUGAACAAAAGCACUUCUUACUCUUCUUGUCAAAAAGCAAGAUAGAUUGAGCUUUUUAAGUCCUUUGGUGUAAGUGUAUGUGUGUUUGUAACUUAUAUAAAGUGCUCAUUUUACUGAUUAAAUCUUUAUAUUUCAUAUAAAGUGUGUGUGUGUGUAUAUUGU